AUGGACGGUUUAUUAACUUUUGAUGUCAACCAGUCUUUAAAAUAUUACCUCAGUGACCCUGCUUCUGUUCUUACUCCAGACGCCGCCCCAGAGCUCCUCGACUGUGAAACGGAUUCUGACUUACUAACCUUACCCUUAGUGGACCAAGUCUUGGAUCCAAUCGUCGACGCAGUGGCAGAGCUCCCAGAUGGGCUGCUAAGAAAUGGUUUCUUUGACUCAUUACAAUGUCUACUUAAAUCUUGUUCCGUGCUGUCAACGCAGUCUCUCAGUAAAAUUUUGGAUCUUAUAGUAUCUGGUCUAGCUGUUGAAGCAGACGCUGCCCAUAAUGACCUUGAAUCAGAUGAAACCGACCUCAUUCCCCAUCAUAAACAGCUCCUUGAAAUGUACGCUUUUUUGUUACAGUGGGCCGUGUCUUCCGUGGAGGCUAAGAUCGCUGAAAAGCCUGCAUCUACUGCAUCUGCCAGGCGAGGGGCCGGAAAGUCUUCAAAAUCAAAGCCAGGGGCAAAGGAAACCACCUGGGACUCAGGGGCCCAGUUACAAAUAGCCAUGGAGACCAUGUGCAAGGUACUGAAGCUCAAACUGAGUAAAAUAUUUAUGACCACUUCAGACCGGGAUACAUUUGUGAACCUCUUUACACGCUCCAUAUAUCUUGUUCUUGAGAGUGAGCAACGAGUGAAGAGUAUGAAUAUUCGGAUGCAUGCAUUUAAGGUUUUAUGCAUUGCUGUCAAGCACCAUGGUCAUGGCUUUGGUGCACAAACAUCGAUUGUUCAGAGUCUUACAUAUUUUGAACAUCUUUCAGAACCGAUGGCUGAAUUUUUGCACAUUCUUGCAGAUCAAUACGAUUACCCGCAGCUAUCAGACGAAAUCCUAAGGGAACUAGGAAAUAAAGAAUUCAAUCCUAAUGAUACCAAAGGACCGAAAUCCGUAUCAAUAUUUAUUACGAAGCUGUCAGAGUUGGCGCCACGUUUGAUCAUCAAGCAGAUGACUCUAAUAGCCAAACAGCUUGAUAGUGAGGCUUAUACACUACGAUGUGCAGUCAUUGAAGUUUGUGGUAAUCUGAUCGCCGAUUUGAGUAAACAAGAUGAAAGAAGCGAAAGCGCAAAAUCCCAAAUCAACUCAUUCUUUGAUGUGUUGGAGGAGCGAUUCCUUGACGUGAACCCUUUUUGUCGAUCUCGUGCAAUACAGGUAUACAUGAGGCUUUGCGACUUAGACCAGAAGUUUCCAAAACGACGCCAAGCUGCUGCAGAGCUAGCCUUAAGGAGUCUAGAGGAUCGAAGCAGUCAUGUUCGUAGGAAUGCGAUAAAGCUGCUGGCCAAACUUGUUUCAUCGCAUCCGUUCAGUGUCAUGCACGGUGGCCAGCUAUCGUUUAAAGAAUGGGAAGCAAGGCUCGAGGCUGUGGAUUUCGAGUUGACUACUCUGAAACCACCUCCGGAAACCCCUAUGCUAGCUGAGGUAGGCCUCGAUAGUGGGCAUCUUGAUAGUCAGUUGUUGGACGAUGCGACUCAACUAGCAGACGAAUCUCCUUCCAAGAUACCGCAAGUGACCGGGGAACAGAAAGUCGAGUCAAUCAAGAAGGCACAAGAAGAGGCAGCAACUUCGGAAAUAAUAGCACGGCUACAAUUAACUAGGAAAUACUACCUCGAGGCAAUUCGUUUUAUUGAAGUUCUUCACUCUGCAUCUCAGGUGGUUGUACAACUACUUUCUUCGCGGAACAAGAGUGAGGUCAUUGAAGCAAUGGAUUUUUUUGUGAUUCUAGAUGCAUACAAAAUUGAAACCGCACGCCCAGGAAUUCGACGAAUGUUGCGCUUGAUUUGGACUAAAGGGAACAGCGACGAGGGUAAAGGUGUUCAAAGUCAUCUUAUUGACUGCUAUAAAGGUCUUUUCUUCGACGCUCCUGGCUCUUUCAGUCCAAACGAUGCUUCCAACUAUAUUGCCCGAAAUAUGAUAAGUUUAACUUUUGGUGCCACCCCAGCUGAGCUCACAUCCUUAGAGCAGCUUUUGAGUAUGAUGAUGAAGGUUGGUCACGUCCCAGAACCAGUGAUUUCUAAACUGUGGCAAGUAUACUGCGUACAAAAACGAGAGAUUUCACGGACACAAAGGAGGGGUUCCAUAAUUGUUCUUGGGAUGCUAGCAUUAUCAGAUCCUGAAAUUGUCGUGAAAGAAAUGGAAGCGAUGUUACGAAUUGGGUUGGGUACUUUCGGCAGAACCGACCUUGUUUUGGCUAAAUAUACCUGCAUCGCACUUCAAAGAAUGAAUCCUGGACGUCAGGCAAAAGCGAAGGAUAUUACUUUUCCGAAACUGUCUAAUGAUCACGGAGUUUUAUUGAACCUAGCAGCGAUUACGGAGAUCGUUUCGGAAAGCAAAGAGUGGUUCGGUGUCGCCGAGCAGGCAAUAAAUGCGAUAUAUGCACUUGCCAAACACCCUGAUUCGCUUUGCUCUGAUGUCAUUCGAAGAAAAACAAAAUCCGUUUUUCAACCUCAUAAAGAUAUUCACCAUUCACCGUCAGGUUUUAGUAGUAAUAUAAGACCUCAUACUCCCGAAAAUGAAGAAACGACUUUGUCACAUAAAUCAAAACCUGUUGGGCUAUCUCAACUGCUUUUUAUCGUCGGCCACAUCGCCAUUAAACAAAUUGUUCAUCUUGAGCUGUGCGAACUGGAAUUUAAACGCAGGAAAGCAGAGAAUGAAAAAAAAAAAGUUACUAACCCGCUCUCUCAAGACCAGCCCGAAACCACAGACAACGACGAACUAGACCUUAUUGGAGGUACUACCGAGGACGAUUUUACCGAAGCAAUGGCACAUAUCCGAGAGAGAGAGUUACUUUUUGGUGGCAAAUCCCUGCUCAGCAACUUUGGGCCCCUGGUAACGGAGAUAUGUGCGAACAACAAUUCAUACUCUGAUCGAAAUCUUCAAGCCGCCGCAACCAUCUGCAUGGCGAAACUGAUGUGUAUCUCCAGUGAGUAUUGCGAGAAAAACCUACCCCUCUUAAUUACAAUCAUGGAGCGAUCCGACGACCCUAUUGUUCGAAGCAACGCCGUCAUCGCUCUCGGUGACAUGGCUGUUUGCUUCAACCACCUUAUCGAUGAAAAUACGGAUUUUCUAUAUCGUCGGUUGAAUGAUAUUGAUGCGUCAGUCAAACGGACAUGCUUGAUGACUUUGACAUUUUUGAUACUUGCGGGUCAGGUCAAAGUAAAAGGCCAACUUGGUGAAAUGGCUAAAUGUUUAGAGGAUGAAGAUAAGAAGAUUGCGGAUCUUGCACGGAUGUUUUUCACAGAGCUUGCCACUAAGGACAAUGCCGUAUACAAUCACUUUGUCGACAUUUUUAGCCUUCUCAGCGCAGAAACUAACCUAGAUGGAGACUCAUUGAAGAGAAUACUGAAGUUCUUAGCUGGGUUUGUGGAAAAGGAUAAGCACGCCAAACAGCUGGCGGACAAGUUGGCAGCUCGACUUCCUAGGUGUGAAACUGAAAAACAGUGGAAUGAUGUGGUCUACGCCCUCAGUUUACUGUCACACAAAAAUGACGACAUCACAAAAACAGUUAAUGCAGGCUUUAAAUUCGUGCAAGCCACAGCAUGA
This is a messenger RNA of Ophidiomyces ophidiicola, 3573 nucleotides long. It is a transcript of the gene cnd1, whose product is annotated as condensin complex non-SMC subunit Cnd1. Bases 1 to 3573 code for a protein of 1190 amino acids. Gene Ontology annotation, biological process: meiotic chromosome condensation; mitotic cell cycle; mitotic chromosome condensation. Gene Ontology annotation, cellular component: nucleus; condensed chromosome, centromeric region. Gene Ontology annotation, molecular function: histone binding. The record is from RefSeq and is a predicted model, not a curated record. The transcript is spliced from 6 exons. NCBI's taxonomy places the organism in Eukaryota, Fungi, Ascomycota, Eurotiomycetes, Onygenales, Onygenaceae.